AUGAGACUUCCCGCCUGUUUGGCCGUGCUUCUUCUCUUCGUGGGCCUCUGCGCCGCCGAGACCCACUACCUCUACCCCACCAACACCACCUGGGUCGCCACCAUCCAGGCCAUGACCGCCGGUGACAUCGCCAUCCUCGCUCCUGGUGAGUACACUGUUAAUGGCACCUUCUCGCUCAACUUCGCUGGCAGCUCCGGCUCGCCGAUCACUGUGAAGGGCACCGUGGUCGAGGGCAACCUUCAGACCAUCAUCAAGCAGGAGGCCAACAACCAGAACAUCAUGAACGUCGCCGGCAGUUACUACGGCUUCUAUAACCUCACCUUCACCUGCGCCGAUAGCUGCCUCCAGGGCGUGAGCGUGGGCGCCAGCUCGCACGCCACCUUCCAGGACCUCGUCAUCCACCACACCAACCGGACCGGCUUCGUGGCCAGCACCGCCAGCGCUGUCUACACCGAUCUCACCGUCAGGCGCGUCGAGAUCUACGACACCGGCCGCGACACCAGCGAGUGCUUCGUGUUCGGCUGCACCAGCGACCGCUGCCAGGUGCACGACAGCAUGAUCGAGCUCAACUACUGCCACGACAUCGUGGACACCAUGACCAACUACGGCGUCGGCAUUGUGGUCAACACCGGCUCCUACAAGAACACCAUCAGGAACAACGUCGUCUUCAACACCAACGCUGCAGGCAUUCGCCUCUACGACGACUACGGUCGUGGCGUCAACUUGGUGGAGGGUAACGCCGUGACCAAGACCAAGAGCAACGGCAUUCAGGUGAGCUCGGGCGCCAUGGUGAGGAACAACAUCGUCGCCAACGUUGUCUCGUUCGGCAUCGCCGUCUCCAGCGCCCAGCUCAAGACCGCCAACCGCUACCACGACAUCCAGAUCGUGCACAACACUGUGGCCCUGUCCGGUCAGGCCGAUCUCUCCCUGCCCGCGCUCAGCGGCGACAGCUUCGUCGUGGUGAACAACGCCUUCCUGUCCUCCACCGCUGCCUUCACCGUCGGCACCCAGUCCAGCUCGGUGUGGCUCAAGAACGCCUACGUCGCCGGCUCGCUCCCCACCGGCGUCGCCAGCUCGGCCCUGUUCCAGGUCACCGCGGACGUGGUGGGCGAGACCUACUACCCCACCAACACCAGCGCGCUCAUCAACGCUGGCACCAAGAGCUACGCCACCCCCGUGACUUGGGACUACAACGGCACCCCCAGGAGCUCCUCCACCCCCACCGUGGGCGCCUACGAGUACACCACGGCCACCAACCCCGGCCAGCCCAUCGGCUCCACCAUCAAGACCCCUCUUGAGACCUACCCCUCGGACAGCUACAACGCCGAACCUGACGACGGUGACGAUUCCGGCAAUGGUUCCGGCAACGGCAGCAACUCUGCCGCGGCCUCGGUCCAGUCCUGGAUCUCCCUCAUCCUCGCCUAA
Molecule: messenger RNA, 1425 nt
Organism: Acanthamoeba castellanii str. Neff
Lineage: Eukaryota; Discosea; Longamoebia; Acanthamoebidae
Product: chondroitinase B
Exons: 4
Coding region: 1-1425 (474 amino acids)
Source: RefSeq, a predicted model, not a curated record